CAAAGCGACUGUACCAGACUAGUAAAGAAGAGGUGACGCGUUUACCGUGAUACAAUUGUAGAGAGAAAGCAGUUUUUGGUGGACUUGGCUGUCGCCUUUUUUGAGCGCCGAACGAAAAGAGAGUUGGACAAAUGGAGAGUAUAGACAAACGCGCCCUAGACCGUGGAAGUGUGUGCUAAACAGACUAGCGAUUUUCUGCCGCCGCAGAUCUCCUGCAUUAAAGGCCACAUGGAGCUGGGGACCCAACGAGCGCUGGCCGCUACUUCCACCUCCACCACCGGCUCUCUGCUCUCCUCCCCCAACAGCCAGCCCUGAAGGACGGCCUCUCUCCUCUCCCCUCCCCCUCCCCUUUUCCUCUUCCUCCUCCUCUUCCUCUUCCUCUUCUGCUCCCCUGCCCCCACCCCCACCCCCACCUUGACCCUUUCCCACCCAUCUAUCCAUCCAGCUCCCGCCUCCUUGUAUACCUCCUGCUUGUAUACCCUUUCUCUGGUGCUAUCUCCCCUCCUUUCUUCUUUAUCUCCUCCCACCAUCAUCCUUCCUCGUACACCCACUCUCCUUCACCAUCCUCCCACAGCUCUCCUCCUUACCACCACCACCACCACCACCACCAUAGCGAGAUGAUUGGAAAGCUGAAGCAGAACCUGCUGGUGGCCUGCCUGGUCAUCAGCUCGGUGACGGUUUUCUACCUGGGCCGCCACGCCAUGGAGUGCCACCACCGCAUCGAGGAGCGCGGCGGCGGCCCCGGCGGCGUCAACGGCCCUCUGGUCAGCCUGAGCAGCCUGCACGCCACGCUGCGCACCGGCGGCCACAACCUCAGCAGCCCCUUCGUCUACAACAAGGACAUGCCGCUCAUCUUCAUUGGCGGCGUGCCGCGCUCGGGCACCACGCUGAUGCGCGCCAUGCUGGACGCCCACCCGGAGGUGCGCUGCGGCGAGGAGACGCGCGUCAUCCCCCGCAUCCUGGCCAUGAAGCAGAUGUGGAGCCGCUCGGGCCGCGAGAAGAUGCGGCUGGACGAGGCGGGCGUGACGGACGAGGUGCUGGACUCCGCUAUGCAGGCCUUCCUGCUGGAGAUCAUCGUCAAGCACGGCGAGCCCGCCGCCUUCCUGUGCAACAAGGACCCCUUCGCCCUCAAGUCGCUCUCCUACCUGGCCAAGAUCUUCCCGCACGCCAAGUUCGUGCUGAUGAUCCGCGACGGCCGGGCCUCGGUCCACUCCAUGAUCUCGCGCAAGGUCACCAUCGCCGGCUUCGACCUGGGCAGCUACCGCGACUGCCUGACCAAGUGGAACCGCGCCAUAGAGACCAUGUACACGCAGUGCCUGGAGGUGUCGGACAAGUGCCUGGCCGUGCACUACGAGCAGCUGGUGCUGCACCCGGAGAAGUGGAUGCGCACGCUGCUCAAGUUCCUGGACAUCCCCUGGCACGAGGCCGUGCUGCACCACGAGGAGCUCAUCGGCAAGGCCGGCGGAGUCUCGCUCUCCAAGGUGGAGAGGUCCACAGACCAGGUGAUCAAGCCAGUGAACGUCGAGGCCUUAUCUAAGUGGGUGGGCAAGAUUCCGGCCGACGUGCUACGAGACAUGGCCGUCAUCGCGCCCAUGCUGUCGCGCCUCGGCUACGACCCCCACGCCAACCCGCCAAACUACGGCCGGCCCGACCCCAGGGUGCUGGACAACACUAGACGGGUCUUUAAGGGUGAAUUUCAGCUACCUGAUUUUCUAAAAGAACAAUCACAGCUCCAGAAAACUCCAGAGAAGCCGAAUCCCAGUUAGGGAAGGAUGGAGGCUGGAGGGCAGCCAUCACGCCCACACAAGGUGCAGCGGGCCUGAAUCAGCCAGUCAGAUGUGGACAUCGGUCAUUCUCACCAAGCAGGGACUUAAAUGAA
Engraulis encrasicolus (European anchovy) is the source of this 1879-nucleotide messenger RNA. It is a transcript of the gene tpst1, whose product is annotated as tyrosylprotein sulfotransferase 1. NCBI's taxonomy places the organism in Eukaryota, Metazoa, Chordata, Actinopteri, Clupeiformes, Engraulidae. Gene Ontology annotation, cellular component: Golgi apparatus. Gene Ontology annotation, biological process: peptidyl-tyrosine sulfation. The record is from RefSeq and is a predicted model, not a curated record. The coding region runs from base 618 to 1766 and encodes 382 amino acids. The transcript is spliced from 6 exons. Gene Ontology annotation, molecular function: protein-tyrosine sulfotransferase activity.